Molecule: messenger RNA, 1212 nt
Organism: Sugiyamaella lignohabitans
Lineage: Eukaryota; Fungi; Ascomycota; Dipodascomycetes; Dipodascales; Trichomonascaceae
Gene: MNN11
Product: Mnn11p
Exons: 1
Coding region: 1-1212 (403 amino acids)
Biological process (GO): protein N-linked glycosylation
Cellular component (GO): Golgi membrane; mannan polymerase complex
Molecular function (GO): alpha-1,6-mannosyltransferase activity
Source: RefSeq, a predicted model, not a curated record
AUGCAUUCUGCCCUUCCUCAAUCCACUUUGGAUGGCAGAUUUCAUGCUCGAAAGCCCAGUAUAUUCGGUAGUCAUGGACUGCCCGUGCUGUUUGGUUAUUUGCGGUCUCCUGUAGCUAGAAGCAUAGGUGUCAUUCUUGGCUUUUUCUUUACUGCGUAUCUACUUAUAUUCGCAGCCGGCGGACCCGGGGUCAGUUCUUAUAAGACCUAUGUACGGAAAAUGUCAAAUGGUGCCGAAACGGUGAUGUAUUCAACAUCACCGUAUAUCACACCGGAUAUCACCCGGUUGGCUGAGUACCGUACUUCACAAUAUGUCACAUUAGCAGAUGGUAAGAUAGUCGACAGCCGGAAACAUGCUAUUUUAUACAACGGACCUAAACCAGGGCCUCAGAUUGUUCUGGUUAUUGGUCUCGACUCGGAUGCGUACAGUCAAGAAUAUCUUAAUCAAAUUCUGGAAGACCGUAAAGCAUAUGCCAAGAAGCAUGGUUAUGGUUUGUAUGCCCGGUAUAUUAGAGACUAUGUGGGCAACAUGCCAGGAGGUAUGGACGAUGCAGAGACGGCCGCUUCGUUUGGUAAAGUGUUUCUGAUUCGAGAAGCCAUGUAUGCGUUCAAAGAUUGUAAAUGGGUGUGGUGGCUAGAUCAGGAUGCAGUUAUUAUGAACCACGACCUUAAAGUCGAGUCUGAUAUCCUCGACCCUGCUGCAUUGAAAGAACUGAUUAUUCGAGAUGCUCCUAUUCUCCCUCCAUCCAGCGUUGUCCACACAUAUAAACGAGUACCUGCGGAAAAGAUCCGACUCAUAGUGACGCAGAACGACCGAGGCAUCUCGACGUCGUCUUUCCUAGUGUCCAACGAUCAGAUAUAUGGCCAUAUACUGAUAGGAUACUGGAUGGACCCGUUGCAACGAGGAUACCAAGGGUUCAACGAUAACAAUGCGCUCAACCGGCGACUCGACGCAUCCCUUUCGCAUAUGGUGCAAUGGCACCCGGCCAUUCUCAGCCGGAUGGCCGUCAUCCCACGACGAACCAUCGCUUCCUCGAUAGACGAAGGCGAUGUUCUCAAAAACCAGCAGUACGCUGCCGGCGACUUUGUCAAGAUCCUACGUUCAACCAACGAGGAACAAGCCCCGCCUCUAGAAAAGCUCACCGAGCAGCUCAAAACGGCUCUAAAGGAGCGGACGGGCCUACCUGAUCCGACAAAGAGCAAAGAAAAGUAA